This is a messenger RNA of Enterobius vermicularis (human pinworm), 849 nucleotides long. The record is from the annotation of a GenBank genome assembly. NCBI's taxonomy places the organism in Eukaryota, Metazoa, Nematoda, Chromadorea, Rhabditida, Oxyuridae.
CGUGAUGAUCUGAUUUGGUCGUUAGCUGGCAGUUCAUUACUUGAGAAAACAAAAAUGGUAAUUGUUGGCUUUCACAUCGGAAAGUAUAUUGUUAUAUUAUUUCCAACAAAACGAAAACGUCAACGUAACUUAGCUUUACUCUUAUUUUUAUUGAUAUGGCUAAUAUCUGUGGUGCUAGCUUUACCGAUGCUUAUCGCAUCAGAUAUACAAACCAUUUUUGAUGACUGCUUAAUUAUCUUACAAAUAUGUCAAGAGAACGAUCAAUUAUGGCAAAAGAUACCGUUAGGAAAGCAAUCUUAUACAUUAGCAAUAUUAAUAACACAGUAUGCGCUACCAUUAAUAUCCAUAGUUUUUGUAUAUACUCGUAUCUGGCAACGUAUGAAAGUAAGACUAUCAGUACGGAUGUCAUCAUAUUGGGCAAAUAGAGGAAGCUCCUAUCAGCAAAGAAAGUCUGCCGCUGAUCGAAGAAGACGUACAAACCUUCUUUUCGGAUGCAUAGUUAUAAUUUUUGCAUUAGCCUGGUUACCGCUGAAUGUUUUCCAUGUUUUAUGGACAUUCCGAAUCAUUGAAACCUUUCCAGUCCCAGUAUUUGCAGUUUGUCACUUGGCAGCAAUGUUAUCAUCCUGUUUAAAUCCUGUUUCAUAUGCAUUUUUCAACAAUAAUUUUAGGGAACAAUUCGCUAAAAUGUUUCACAGUCUUCCAAAUCUUAUAAGAAUCUCAAAACUGUGGCAACCAGUCCCACUAGCGGAACCCUGUCGUUCGUCAUUAACACUAUCAAGGAAGCCAACUACUGAUAGACAAAAGUCAAUAGAUAAUGAAGAAAAAGCCUUGAAUGAAAAGAAUACAUAA